Messenger RNA from Apis dorsata (giant honeybee), 2644 nucleotides. RefSeq names its product probable cytosolic oligopeptidase A. Gene Ontology annotation, molecular function: metalloendopeptidase activity. Gene Ontology annotation, biological process: peptide metabolic process; proteolysis. The record is from RefSeq and is a predicted model, not a curated record. NCBI's taxonomy places the organism in Eukaryota, Metazoa, Arthropoda, Insecta, Hymenoptera, Apidae. Bases 113 to 2380 code for a protein of 755 amino acids. The transcript is spliced from 11 exons.
UAAUUCAUGACUAAAUUUUACUAGUUAAAUAGAAAAACGGGAUAAUUAAAUGAUAUAAUAACCAAGAAGAGCGGUUUUUAGUUGAAAAUGUAAUUUGAGAGAUAAUAAAAACAUGAUGUUUUUAAAAAAUAUAAAAGUGACCUCAUUUUAUAGUAAAAAAAUUAUUUUAUCUCAGAAUAGUCUCCUAAAAAUUCCGAGACGUAAUGGUUAUUUGAUUCUUGUUCCAGAAAUUGGAGAAGAUUUACCAGGAAAAUAUCCUCUAUUAAAAGAAGAUAAAAGUCCGGAAUUUACAAAUAUUACGAUAGAAAAAUGUAUUGCUGUUAUUGGAAGACAAGCAUUAGAAUUUGAAGAAACAAUUAAAACCUUAGAAAAACAAAUAGAAAAUGUUAAUGAUAUUUCUUCAGAAAAUCUAUUUAAAAAUAUAUUAAAUCCUCUAGAGGAAAUAUAUACUUCUUUGAAUAUUACAUGGGGCAUUUCAAAAACAUUAUAUUUAGGGAACCAGAGUUUAAUGCCUACACAAUAUUAUAUAAAUAUUGAUGGACGUGCUAGAAGAGCUUCUGCUUCUAAAUAUAUUAGUGUACCAAUAUAUCAAGCAUGUAAAAAUGUUUUCAAUAACAGUCAUAACAAAUUAAGUGAUGAACAAAAAAGAGUUUUAACAAAAUAUAUAUUGGAAGGAAAAUUAAAUGGAUUAGAAUUAUCUGAAAAGAAAAAGGAACAAUUUUCAGCAUUGAGAUUGUGGUUAUGUGAUAAAAUUAAAGAAUAUUCACAAAAAUUAGAGACUGCUAUAAAUCAUCUUAGUUUUACUAUAAGAGAUCCUGUACUAAUGAAAGAUUUUCCUGAAGAGUUACUGAAAUCUAUUGCACCAGAUUCUACAAAAUUUCUUGUUGGACCAUGGAUAAUAACUUUAACUCCAGAUGUUGUAGAACCAUUUAUAGAACAUUGUCCUGAUCGUACUUUAAGAUGUAAAGUGUGGGAAACAAAUGUUAUUAAAGCAUCUGUAUUACAUGAUAAAUCAGUACAAACAAGCACAACUUUGGAAGAUAUUAGACAGAAGAGAAAUCAAGAAGCUAAUUUGCUAGGAUACAAAUCAUUUGCUGACUUAAGUAUGGAAACUAAAAUGGCAGCUAGUGUGAAAAAUGUUUAUCAUGUGUUAAAUACUUUAUUAGCUACAGCUCGUCCUGCUCAAGAAUAUGAAAUUAAAGAACUUCAAGCAUUUGCAAGUAAAGAAGGUCUUGAAGGUACACUUCAACAUUGGGACAUAUCAUAUUGGGGUAGACUACAAUUACGAACUGUAUAUGAGUAUAAGGAAGAGGAUUUAAAUAAUUAUUUUCUUCUACCAAAAGUAUUAAAUGGUUUAUUUGAACUGAUUGAAAUUUUAUUUGAUGUAAAAAUUAUUGAAACCAAAAAAACAGAUCUUUGGCAUAAAGAUGUUCGAUUUUUUGAUAUUUUUGAUAUAAAGGAAUCAACCACUGAUCCAUUAGGCAGUUUUUAUUUAGACCUAUAUGCAAGGACAGAUGAAAAAAUUAGAGCAUCACAGAAUUCAGGAUAUACAGUCUCAAUACAAAAUAAAAGUAAAAUAUGUAAUAUAAAACCAUUAAUUGCAUUAAUAUUCAAUUUUCAACCACCUAUGAAUGGGAAAUCUUCUUUGCUUUCAUUCAAAGAUCUCCAAACGCUAUUUCGACAGUUUGGACAUGCAUUGCAUUAUUUAUUAACAAAAGUGGAAUACACAGAUAUUGCUGGACUUUCAUUCAUAGAAUGGGAUGCAUUAUUUAUUUCUGAUUAUUUUCUUGAAAAUUGGUUAUAUGAACCAUUAUUUUUGCAAAGAAUUUCAUGUCAUCAAAUUACAGGAGAAUCAUUACCAUUAAGUAUGAUUGACAAGUUGAAAAAUGCAAAAACGCAUUUAUCAGGUUAUAAUUUAUGCAAAGAAUUAUAUUUAUCACAAUUUGAUUUAGAAUUAUAUUCUAGUAAAGAAUUUUGGAAUAAUAUAAUGAAUCGUUUAUGGAAAAAAUAUUUUGUACUUCCUCCUAAUAAAAAGGAUAGUCAUAUAUGUUCUUUUGAACCUAUAUUUAGUGGAAAUUGGGCAGCUGCUUAUUACAGUCAUAUUUGGUCAAAAAUGAUUGCUGCUGAUUUAUAUAGUGCUUUUCAAGAUAUCUCUUAUGAGAACAAAGAAUCAUUAAAAGCACUCGGUAAUAGAUAUCGCGAAUCAUUUUUAGUUGUAGGUGGCACUUAUUCUACACGUGAAAAUUUCAGAAAAUUCAGUGGAAGAGAUCCUAAUCCAAAAGCUCUUUUGAAAACUCUUAACUUAGAUAUAAAGAGUAAUAUGUUAGAAACUAAUACCGAGAUAUCUCAAAAAAAUAAAACAAUGAACAAUGAAAUAUAAUUUGUACAAAGAUAAAUAAUGAAAAAAUUUUGUUUCUUAUUUAAAAAACUUAUUUCAUUACAAUGUUAUAUAAUUUUAGGGAUAAAAACAUCACGUUUAGAUAUAUAAAUAAAUAUUUAUUUUAAUUUAUAUUGUAUUUUUUGUUUAUAAAUAUAAUAUAAUUUUUAUAAUGAAUACUGAAAUUAGUAAAUAGUUAAAAACGUAAAGUGCAAUAAUUUAUAAGAAUAUAAUUUUUAUACAUAUUUACAGAAUAUAUUAAAAUUA